AUGCCCGACGAAUCUCGGAAGGCCUCGGUCGAGGGUAUCGCCCAACCAGAUGCACUCCUGCGCUCGGCAUGCACUGAGUGUCAUCGUCGCAAGCAGAAGUGCAACCGCCAGUGGCCAUGCAACAAUUGCCAGAAGCGAAAGGUCGCUGACCAGUGCCGCUUCAGGGACGACUCCAAGGGGGGUUCUGGAGAGGAUGCUUGGGCCGCGUCGCUGGAUAUCAAGAGGAAGCGCGACAUGAAAGGCAGCGAGGAAGAGAGCGAUGAUGAUGUUGGCGAUGUUUUGGAGGCGAUUGGGUAUAGUCGUCUUCAUUUGCUGACCAAGCUUGAUCAGGAUUCUGGAGGUUCAAAACCCUCUGAACAAUAUUACCUCGAUCCAAAGACCAGCCCUCAACUCAAACGGGCUUUAGACGUGUUACCGCCGCGACACAUCGUUGAUUCCCUGAUCCAGAGUUUUCUCGACGUAGUAAACUUCUACUACUAUAUAGUCUACCCACCCUAUUUCAGCAAAGAGUAUGCCCGCUGGUGGGAUGACUACACCAAAGAUCGCCCCUGCGGUGUCCAAUGGACCUGUCUGCUACUGAUGGUCUGCGCAUGCUCUGUGCAGCAUGUCGACAGUCAGCUUGGCGGCAAGAUUGAAAGUGAAGUGGGCGUUUCUGUCCAGGAUCUCACGCAGCGAUAUCACGAUGCUGCUAGGGAGCUUCACAGCGUUAUCCCUGUAGGCUACGGACAUGUUUACACAGUGCAAUAUCUCCUGCAUUCGUGCUACUGGUUCAAAGCUGAGGCGCGGUUCGCGGAGUGCUGGCAGGUCCUUGGGGCUGUUGUCCGAGAGGCUCAAAUGAUUGACCUUCAUAAGAAGCCUUCAGGACAACUACCGGGCUUUGAAUUAGAGAUGAAGAGGCGUCUUUGGUGCAUCGUAGAUUCCUGGGACUGGCUCGUCUCAUCACUGCUGGCCAGACCAAUGCUCAUCGACCGCUCAGAAUGCGACGUCGGUCUCCCAAGUCUAACCCUAGAAGACUACCCGGCUUCACCAAUGCUGCAUCUCAAGCUACAGUCUGAGCUGGUCAGUCUCAUCUAUAAUCGCUUCGGCCCACCCAGUGUUUUACAGGAUCCAGGAGAUAUCCGAGAUUACCAGGCCAUUCUGGAAGAGUUCAUGAAGACCUUCCCACCCGAGUACGCCCUCGAUCACCCCAACACGCCAACCAACGAAGACUUGCCAUGGAUUGCCUUGCAUCGCCACUAUAUGCACACCUGCACUCUUUCCAUCGCCUUGGGGCCUUUCAGAGGCUACAUGGCCAAAACCAUGACCGAGGCGUCUUCGUCCAGCAUUGAUCUUGAGUUUCGCCAGACCGGCAUUGACUACGCCCUUCGUCUCAUGGACGCCGUCCAUCGGUUCUUCGAAUAUGUGUGGACCAGAGACACCACUUUCCACUUCGUGCCGUUCUGCAUAUUUGACACAGCAGCUCUUCUCUGCUCCGUCAUCAUCCAUGCCAAGGACGACAACGUGCCACGCCGGCAAGAGGUCACGAAGGCUAUCGGUCGAGCAUUUGCUACGUUGAAGAAGCUGAGGACUGCUACCAAUACAGCCAAAGCGCCGUAUGAUGUUUUGCGAAGGCUGAUUAAGAAAUUGCCUUCGGCAUCUGCGAUGCUGGCUGACGAUGGUCGCAAGAAGCGUCGCUUCGACCCGCCCUCUGGAAACCAGGGGUCUACCCCUCCUGCAGCGAUAGCUUCUUCACAGCAAAGCAUAGAAUCGUCACUUGUUGCGCAAGUACCAGCAGCUUCGAUUCCUGCUCAGCCUGUGCGAGAGAUGUCUCAGCAAACUCAAUACCAACAGUACCCAGACCCUGCUGCGGUAAUUCCCAACGGAGCCAAUGCCAACCAUCAGCCCUACAUGGCAUACCCCCACAAUGGCUCAGACCCAGGCUUCCACAAUUAUACCUACCCACAGCAACAGAUGCAUCAUAUUCCAGUAACCAGUGCCCCAUCAUGGAACGGGGACAUCAACAACCGGUCUCACAUACAGAAUCUCACUGCUGGACCUCAACCAGUCGACAUGGGAUUCCAGGCUAUUUCUGAUGCUGAGCUUGGAGACCUUGCCAUGCUGUGGAACUGGCAGAGUUUGGAUCUUGGGUUUACUUCUAACCCUAUCUAUCAGGAAAGAUCGCCGACAGCUAAUCAGAUUUAA
Messenger RNA from Fusarium sp. VM40, 2181 nucleotides. The record is from the annotation of a GenBank genome assembly. NCBI's taxonomy places the organism in Eukaryota, Fungi, Ascomycota, Sordariomycetes, Hypocreales, Nectriaceae.